Mycena indigotica is the source of this 1467-nucleotide messenger RNA. Its product is annotated as ATP-dependent DNA helicase PIF1. Gene Ontology annotation, biological process: telomere maintenance; DNA repair. The transcript has 10 exons. Bases 1 to 1467 code for a protein of 488 amino acids. Gene Ontology annotation, molecular function: DNA helicase activity. NCBI's taxonomy places the organism in Eukaryota, Fungi, Basidiomycota, Agaricomycetes, Agaricales, Mycenaceae. The record is from RefSeq and is a predicted model, not a curated record.
AUGCCCAAACCCGAGACUUCGACAGCUAACGUCGCUAUCCUUACACCAGAGGGCGGCAAUGCGGCGAAGAACAAACGCCGUUCCUCCAUCGAAGAGGUUCUGCCGCCAUCCAAGAAACAGCAUAAAGAUUCUGCAACAACUACAUCCCCCACAGAUGGUCCCCAACUGAACGGACAACAAGAAAUGAUCAGGAAGUUGGUCGUAGAAGGCGGCAAGAGUGUGUUCUUCACUGGAAGUGCUGGCACGGGGAAAUCAGUCGUACUCCGCAAAAUUAUCGCUGAUCUAAAGGAGAAAUUCAAGAAAGAACCCAACUCAACAAUGGCCGCAGUAGCGGUAACAGCACCAACGGGGAUUGCCGCGUGUAACAUCGGUGGCGUGACAAUCCACUCCUGGGCAGGGGUCGGAACGGCAAAGGAAGACAUCACGACAACAGUGAAUAAAAUCAAGAAAAAUAAACGACACCUGGCGAACUGGCUGCGGGCCAAAGUGCUUGUCAUCGAUGAAGUGUCGAUGGUAGACGCUUACCUGAUGGACAUGCUGGCUAAGAUCGCAAGGGAGCUGACGAACCGACCGAACGACAGCUUCGGUGGCAUACAGCUAGUCGUCAGCGGGGACUUUCUCCAACUCCCACCGGUGACGAAAAAAACCGUUAAAUAUGCAUUCGAAUCGCAGAUGUGGGACCAGACGAUAGAACAAGCCUUUAUCUUAACGGAGGUUUUUCGUCAGAAAGACCCGGAGUUUCUGCGUGUACUAGAAGAAAUCCGCGUAGGGGUCGCAUCGCAAGCCACGAUCGACAAGCUCCAAUCUCUGUCGCGACCGCUAGACACAAAACACGGAAUUAAGCCCAUCGAACUAUAUCCCAUGCGUAAAGAUGUAGAGGCCCGGAACAACUGGCUCAUCGCGGAACUGAAGGGAGGCGAAACGAUGAGCUUCGCGGCUCAGGACUCCAUACACAUCGCGGACAAGGAGGCAGGCGAAAAGAUGCUAGAACAGAUUGUGGCACUCAAAAGCCUAGAACUGCGAUCCGGCGCUCAAGUGAUGCUGAUCAAAAACGUUGACAAAAAUAUGGUCAACGGCACAAUGGGCAUCGUCACCGGCUUCGUGACGCCUUCGGAUGCCAGCAAAGAAGAGUUACAAACCCUGCCACCAUCUGCGACGACCGCGAAAAGCAGGACCUCGGGACGGAAGGAUGGCACGGCGCCGGAUACGAGCGGCGGCACGAAUCAACGCCAGGAUAAAUUCCCUCUAGUGCCGGAAACCUUCAGCAUGGAGGACCCAGAGGGAAAAGUGCUCGUGGAGCGAUUACAGAUCCCCGUGAUUCCGGCAUACGCUCUGAGUAUCCACAAAGCACAAGGCCAAACACUCGAGCAUGUCAAAAUCGACCUGAGCGGGGCCUUUGCGUGUGGUAGUGUCGCUGGAAGGAACAUAGGCCAAGCGUCUGACUGCCGACAGGUCAAACAUAUGUAG